This is a messenger RNA of Xyrauchen texanus (razorback sucker), 660 nucleotides long. Its product is annotated as C-C motif chemokine 20-like. Gene Ontology annotation, cellular component: extracellular region. Gene Ontology annotation, molecular function: CCR chemokine receptor binding; chemokine activity. The transcript has 4 exons. Gene Ontology annotation, biological process: monocyte chemotaxis; neutrophil chemotaxis; positive regulation of ERK1 and ERK2 cascade. The record is from RefSeq and is a predicted model, not a curated record. The coding region runs from base 55 to 426 and encodes 123 amino acids. NCBI's taxonomy places the organism in Eukaryota, Metazoa, Chordata, Actinopteri, Cypriniformes, Catostomidae.
AAGGCACUGCACUGACCUAACAAACAUUUUUUUCUGACAGAAUCGUGUCCAAUUAUGUCUCUGGUCACCGUCGCUCUCUUCAGCAGCAUUGUCCUUAGCUUGAUUCCUCAAACCCCAGCGGCAUAUGGGCCGCUGAACUAUGCCUGCUGUGUGAAAUACACUCGAAAAGCUUUGCCCUUCGGUGUAAUCAAAGGCUUCAUCCAGCAGAGCUCCCGCGAGGUGUGCCGCAUUGAUGCCAUCAUUUUUUUCACCAAGCGUAACAAGAAGGUGUGUGCUAGCGUUGAGGAUGGGUGGGUGAGAUCAGCACUUGCACAUCUGAAGGCCAAAAUAAACAAAUUGUCAAUGUCUGGAUCUCAACGCCACCUCAAUGUUCAAAUGAAAACAUUGAUUCACACCAGCACCACCACUACCAUGCAGCAGCACUAGCAACAGCAGACCAUGAAGAUGAUUUAAAAUAAUAAAUUUCAUUCCAUUCAUUAUUGACGGUCAUCCACAUUAUGCAAUUCUGCCUACAUAUAUUCACCCCAAAAAAAAAACUUCUGUCUUCUAAAUAACUUUAUUUUCUACUUUUUAAGUAUCAUGUAUAAUGAUAAUUCAGUCUGAAAUAAAGAGCUUUGUCCUAGAUCAAUCCUGAAAUAAACAAAUAAAACAUUAAAUUCA